GCGCCUGCGCGGUCUGCGCUAAAAGCUGCGUUUUAUACCCAACCUGACGAGCCUGGCUAUAAUUUAUUAGUUCAAUUAAACAACGCCUUUGACACACCUUUCUCAACGGGAAUGUCUGGAGACAGCAGUGACAGAAUCAAUCUGGAUGCCCCAGUAUGGGACCAGAACACAUUCAUUGGAAGAUUGAAGUACUUUGCCUGGAUCACAGAUCCCCGACUAAGUGUUUGUUCCAGUUCGCGAUUGUAUGAGGCACGCACGCUACUCCAGCAGUACAGGUCAGGAGAUGAGCCCUGUGGAACCAGCCCAAAGUCUGUGAGGCAGGCCCAGCAGAUGUACCUCUCUGCUUUCCAUCCCGACACGGGUGAGCUGCAGAAUGUGAUUGGUCGCAUGUCUUUCUACGUUCCCGGAGGAAUGGUCCUCAUCAGUGGCAUGGUUGCCUUCUAUAGGUCCACAUCGGCGGUAAUAUUCUGGCAGUGGGCCAACCAAUCAUUUAACGCUCUUGUGAACUACACCAACAGAAAUGCUGAGUCAGACAUCACACCACAGCGUAUAGGUGUUGCAUAUGUGUCAGCCACAGGAUGUGCAUUGGUUGUGGCACUCGGGCUCAAAGGGGGACUUGCAAAAAGGGCUUCGCCCCUGUUUCAGCGGUUUGUUCCAUUUGCUGCUGUUGUUGCUGCUAACAUGGUGAACAUUCCACUUAUGAGACAGAGUGAGUUGCUGGACGGUGUGAGUGUGUAUGACCAGGCAGGUGUACGCGUCGGGGAGUCCCGCUACGCUGCCGUCAAGGGGAUUUCCCAGGUUACGCUCAGCCGCAUCCUCAUAGCAGCACCCAGCAUGUUGCUGUUACCUGUGCUGAUUGAGGGUCUGGAGAAGAAGGCAUGGUUCCGUCGUCGGCCAUUCCUUAAUGCCCCACUUCAGGUCCUUGUGUCUGGGGCUAUGCUGCUAGUGAUGGUGCCAGUUGGCUGUGCAAUCUUCAAUCAAAGGAGCUGCAUACCGUCCUCCCGCCUGAAAACUAUAGACAGACUGGACAUGAAAGAGAUUGAGAGCAGAUACGGCCAUUUGCCAGAGUAUGUCUACUUCAACAAGGGACUCUAGAUCUACCAUAUGCAACAUAUUUUACUGAGGGCCAUUUUUCUUUAAAAAAUUUGAUUAACCAAUUAAAUGGCUAUUAUUUGCCUGUUUUGGAAUUAUUAUAUUGACACUGAAUACUGAAUAGCAUUUAGAAUUGAAAAAAAACAACACCAUACAAUAGAUAUUUUUAAUAACUUGCAAAUUUGAAGUAUAAAAAAGAGUAAAUAAUUGUGCUGUUGUAAAACAAUCAUUUUAUGGACACAAUUAAGGAACCUAAUAUGUGGACAGAAACAAAAUGAUCAAUAACUUAUCAUGCAGUCUGAAAUCAAAAUGAAUUUUAUGCCAAUAUUUAUUGAUGUCUAUUUGCAAUAAAUUGGUACAUGUAAAUAAAUAUAAUCAUGUUUUUGCCAAAACUUGUGAACUAGAUAUAAGAAUUAUUUGUUUCACUUAAAGUAUAAAUGAGCUAGUUUGAUGAUGGAACCAUUCAAGCGUAGUGAUCAGGUCAGCGGUUAGUUUGAUAAUGGAACCAUUCAAGCGUAGUGAUCAGGUCAGCGGCUAGUUUGAUAAUGGAACCAUUCAAGCGUAGUGAUCAGGUCAGCGGCUAGUUUGAUAAUGGAACCAUUCAAGCGUAGUGAUCAGGUCAGCGGCUAGUUUGAUAAUGGAACCAUUCAAGCGUAGUGAUCAGGUCCGCGGCUAGUUUGAUAAUGGAACCAUUCAAGCGUAGUGAUCAGGUCAGCGGCUAGUUUGAUAAUGGAACCAUUCAAGCGUAGUGAUCAGGUCAGCGGUUAGUUUGAUAAUGGAACCAUUCAAGUGUAGUGAUCAGAUCAGCGGCUAGUUUGAUAAUGGAACCAUUCAAGCGUAGUGAUCAGGUCAGCGGUUAGUUUGAUAAUGGAACCAUUCAAGCGUAGUGAUCAGGUCAGCGGCUAGUUUGAUAAUGGAACCAUUCAAGCGUAGUGAUCAGGUCAGCGGUUAGUUUGAUAAUGGAACCAUUCAAGUGUAGUGAUCAGGUCAUCGGUUGCCCAAUAUGUUUAAUCAAUAUAAAAGCCAUUGCUUAUGAGUAAACUGUGUGAAAUAAAUAACUGAAAAAGAAUACCAUUUCAAAGUAGCUAAAGGUUCGAUUGUAUUGCUUUUGUUUUAAUUUGCAUCUGGAAAUGAACAUUAAAAUAACAUAUUGUGCUACUUUCACAAUUUGUUUAUGACAUUUGUUCUUCUUCUCCUUAUACAUGUAUCUUCUUAAGAUAGCCAAUUUCAUACCAAAUUGAUCUUGGUUAACCUAGGAAUCCAAAAUUGUAUUUAAAUGUUCUAGAUUGCCAAACUUCAUUUGAAUCUCUAUUGUUUUACUAAGCAUUCUGUGUAAUAUAUGAUGUUUACAUAAUACUGGAUCAUACCAUAUUUUGUUGAACACUUGUUUAUAAGGGGGGCUUCAAUAUGUAAGAUAAAAUAGUAUGAAUAUUAUAGUACUAUAAUUUAAAUAUGUAUUUAUAAAGGUUUUUUUUGUUUGUU
This is a messenger RNA of Mya arenaria, 2574 nucleotides long. Its product is annotated as sideroflexin-2-like. Bases 112 to 1095 code for a protein of 327 amino acids. The transcript is spliced from 10 exons. Gene Ontology annotation, cellular component: mitochondrial inner membrane. Lineage: Eukaryota; Metazoa; Mollusca; Bivalvia; Myida; Myidae. The record is from RefSeq and is a predicted model, not a curated record. Gene Ontology annotation, molecular function: monoatomic ion transmembrane transporter activity. Gene Ontology annotation, biological process: serine import into mitochondrion; monoatomic ion transport.